GAUUGACUUUUGCGGGGAAGCCCCUGGGCUGCGAGGGAUGAUGCCCGCCGGGAUUUCGGGUCAAUCGUCAAUCCUCAACUGUACGAUAUACUGUGUAAUCCACUGUUUCGUGCCAUCCUAACAGCCGAGUUCUUGCUCGUUGCUUCGCUGCUACCUAGUUGAUUGCCACACUCCGCCAUGGCGCUCAGCGCAGCCCAUGUCCGCAUCGCGCGGCCGACCGACGACAUCGACCGGCUGCUGCCGUUCUACCGCGACGGGCUGGGCUUCGAGGUGUUGAUGCGCUUCGCCGACCACGAAGGGUUCAGUGGCAUCAUGCUCGGUCACAAGACGGCGGCCUACCACCUCGAGUUCACACAGCACGAAACCCACCGGGCGGGGCGCGCUCCCACGCAGGACAAUCUCAUCAUCUUCUAUCUUCCGGACAGCGAGAACUAUGCCCAGGCGGUCGCGCGGAUGGAGGAACACGGCUUUCCGGCGGUUGUGAGCUUCAACCCUUACUGGGACCGCUGCGGCAAGACGUUUGAGGAUCCCGACGGGUACCGCGUGGUGCUGGCCAACAUGACCGCUCCGCACCUGCGCGAUGUCUAAGUUCUUAAGUCGAUGGUCAGGAUGUACACUAAAUGCAUGUACAUACAUACCGUUCGCAAAUGCCAACCAAAACUGGAGCAUUUCGCCUGGGCCUUUGGAUACCGACCUUCCCAACAUUUCCCAACCUCCGGAUUACCACAGUACAUCAAUCGGCGACGGCCUCGAGCCACGCGACCAUAACCCGCUCGUACACAGUACCCCGACGAUCACUGCCACAACAGAAGUGCGGGGAUGGAACCCAAAAUUGACGAGGUCUUCGGUCUCCCACUGCAACUGUUGCACGGCAUGCAUCGAGUCGCGCUGUUGCAUUACGGAUAAAGUGAGGUGCGCGAGUUGCAUGCAGGGCAGGGGAUCUCCGAGGCAAGGCACAUCUUCAUCUGGGAGGUCAAAAGUGGGCUCGAGCCUCCUUUCCCGUCCCUUUAUCCCUUAUCCGCCCUCCCAGGCGCCUGGUCCAGUCCCUUCAAGUUGCCCUCCCAAGC
This is a messenger RNA of Thermothielavioides terrestris NRRL 8126, 1067 nucleotides long. RefSeq lists its product as uncharacterized. NCBI's taxonomy places the organism in Eukaryota, Fungi, Ascomycota, Sordariomycetes, Sordariales, Chaetomiaceae. Bases 178 to 588 code for a protein of 136 amino acids. The transcript has a single exon. The record is from RefSeq and is a predicted model, not a curated record.